Molecule: messenger RNA, 307 nt
Organism: Staurois parvus
Lineage: Eukaryota; Metazoa; Chordata; Amphibia; Anura; Ranidae
Source: the annotation of a GenBank genome assembly
UACAGGAGAUGACAAGAGACUGCAGACAUAGUACAGGAGAUGACCAGAGACUGCAGACAUAGUACAGGAGAUGACAAGAGACUGCGGAUAUAGUACAAGAAAUGACCAGAGACUGCGGACACAGUACAGGAGAUGACCAGAGACUGCGGACACAGUACAGGAGAUGACCAGAGACUGCGGACAAAGACCAGAGAUGACCAGAGACUGCGGACAGUACAGGGGAUGGCCAGAGACUGCGGACAGUGCAGGGGAUGACCAGAGACUGCGGACAGUGCAGGGGAUGACCAGAGACUGCAGACAGUGCAGG